Salmo salar (Atlantic salmon) is the source of this 6506-nucleotide messenger RNA. RefSeq names its product activated CDC42 kinase 1. The record is from RefSeq and is a predicted model, not a curated record. NCBI's taxonomy places the organism in Eukaryota, Metazoa, Chordata, Actinopteri, Salmoniformes, Salmonidae. Gene Ontology annotation, molecular function: protein serine/threonine/tyrosine kinase activity; protein binding; ATP binding. Gene Ontology annotation, biological process: negative regulation of epidermal growth factor receptor signaling pathway; protein phosphorylation; signal transduction.
GUUUUCCAAUGCCGCCUUCCUGUAUUUAUUUUGAAGAUGAGGCAAUAAGGUAAACCGGACAUAGGGAUGCUGUGGAAAUAGAACGACUGAGCGAGAGAAGGAGAACUAGUGCAGCAUGUGUCAGCACUGAGGCAUUGACCAAUGAACAAGCAGCGCGCGACAGAAAGAGAGAGGGGAAACGGAUGGUGACAGCCUGUGAUGCGAGGAGGAAAGCGAGAGAGCGAAGAGCAGGACUGGAAGGUCAUUAGACGAGACGGAAAUAAACUAGGAUCCGCCACCCUUUGACACCUCCUGUUUACAAGGCUUUCCUCAACACCAAUCAACAACAUAGCUGGACUCCUGCUACAUCCACAUAUAGGGGAAACCCUCCACAGAACCUGACUCAACCUGCCAACCAGCCAAUACAUUCCCAGAGGAAAAGCCUAUGUCCAUUGUGAAGAGGACAAUCCUACCUUGCGCUCCUGUCCUUCUUACUGUACCUAACCAAAAACACUUGGUCACUUGUUAUGGCUGGCUGACCACAACAUCCCCUUUUUGAAUGAAAUCCAAGAACUGUCUACAGAAAAGAAGAAAGGAAUAUCUUUGACUGCUACAACGAGGAAAUAGCCUGUCUGUUGUUCGCCAGAACACACACUGGAUUGGUGAUUCUCAGCCCAAGGUGGACCAGGAAACCACUGGACUGAGGCUAUUGGAGAGAUGACUGACUGACUGACUGUCUGUGUUGGACUUUGCCAUGGGAGAGACGGCUGAGUACCAGCGACUGGAUGAGACAUCGGACUACCAGCGGCUGCCCAGCGUUGAUGAGGAGAAGCUGGGCAGUAGCAUGCAGUCUGAGGAGGGCACAGAAUGGCUCCUGGAGCUGCUGAUGGAGGUGCAGCUGCAGCAGUACCUUUUGCGUAUCCGUGACGACCUUAACGUGACGCUCCUCUCCCACUUUGACUACGUCAAGAACGAGGACCUGGAGAAGAUCGGCAUGGGGCGGCCCGGGCAGAGACGGCUGUGGGAGGCGGUCAAGAAGAGGAAAGCCUUGUGCAAGCGCAAGUCCUGGAUGAGCAAGGUAUUCAGCGGGAAGCGGCCGGACGGUGGGGACUUCCAGCAGGCGGCCCCCACCACCUCCUUCCGCAAGCUGUCCCCUACGCCGCCCCCCCAGCAGCAGGCACUCAGCUGUCUGAUCAGUGAGAAGGACCUGGUCCUCUUCCAGAAGCUAGGCGAAGGCUCCUUCGGUGUGGUCAAAAGGGGCGAGUGGUUCACGCCCACUGGGAAAGUGUUGGAGGUAGCAGUAAAGUGUUUAAAGACAGACGUUCUGAGUCAGCCGGACGCACUGGACGACUUCAUCUGCGAGGUGAACGCCAUGCACUCCCUGGAUCACCAGAACCUCAUCCGGCUGUACGGGGUGGUGCUCACACGCCCCAUGAAGAUGGUGACUGAACUAGCCCCGCUGGGCUCGCUGCUGGACCAUCUGCGCUGCGUUCCGACGCAGAGCCCCGUCCUCAUCCACACGCUGUGCCAGUACGCCAUGCAGGUGGCGUGUGGCAUGGCCUACCUGGAGCAGCGGCGCUUCAUCCACCGCGACCUGGCCGCCCGCAACAUCCUGCUGGCGUCGGCCGACACGGUGAAGAUCGGCGACUUCGGCCUGAUGCGAGCACUGCCCAACAACCACGAUCACUAUGUGAUGCAGGAGCACUGCAAGGUGCCGUUCGCCUGGUGUGCCCCUGAGAGCCUGAAGACACGGACGUUCUCCCACGCUACAGACACCUGGAUGUUCGGGGUGACGCUGUGGGAGAUGUGUACCCACGGACAGGAGCCCUGGCUGGGCCUCAACGGCAGCCAGAUCUUACACAAGAUAGACAAAGAGGGUGAGCGUCUGCCCAAGCCAGAGGACUGUCCUCAGGACCUUUACAACGUCAUGUUGCAGUGCUGGGCCCAGAAACCUGACGACAGGCCCACAUUCCUCGCCCUCAGGGAGUUCCUGCUCGAGACCAUGCCAACAGACAUGUGUGCGCUGCAGGACUUUGAAGAGGCUGACAAGCUUCAGAUUCAGGUCGACGACGUCAUCACCAUCAUCGAGGGAAGAGCGGAGAACUACUGGUGGCGGGGCCAGAACAAGCGCACGCUGAAGGUGGGCCAGUUCCCCAGGAACGUGGUGACCUCCGUUGCGGGCCUGUCGGCCCACGACAUCAGCCGACCCCUUAAACACAGCUUCAUCCACACUGGCCACGGAGACUCCGACCCACACCGCUGCUGGGGCUUCCCAGACCGCAUUGACGAUCUGUACUUAGGAAACCCCAUGGACCCACCAGAUGUGUUGGGGUUGGACCUCAAUGCUGCCCGGCCCACUCAGCUACUGGGACGAGCAAAAAAGCCAUGCUACGACUCAGUGACUGAGGACGAGGAGCUGACCGCCUCAGGCCUCAAGAGGCUGUCACUACGGAAAGCAGGGUCCAUCCUCAAGCUCAAACCCGCCGCCUGGGUCUCCGCCUCUAAACAGGGGGAACGGACUACGGGUUCAGGCCACACCCCCAGCAAGGUGUCGCUCAUCGACUUCGAGGAGGAGUUUCCCCCGGCCACACCCUCUCCCUCCCCAGUGGCGGAGCUACAGUUGCCCUCAUUGGUCAAGCUGGCCUUGGAGGCGGAGUCUAUUCUGGACAGGACUCCUCCUCAGAGCCCAUGGUGCUCGCUGCCCUGCCCCUUACACCCCACGCCAGUGGUGGACUGGGACGCCCGCCCCUUACCUCCGCCUCCUGCGUACGAUGACGUGGCGCAGGACGAGGAGGACAUGGAAGUGAGCUCCAUCAACAGCUUGGAGCAGCGACAGCAGGGGGGGAUGGGUGCGAGCCACAGCUCCACGGAGGUCAUCCCGGCUGGGGAGGAGGGGAAACCCCUGGAGGACAACCUCUUCUUACCCUCCCAGCAGGGCCAGGGCUACACAUCCUUCUCCCAAUCAGCAGAGAUCUUUCAGGAGCUCCAGCAGGAGUGCAUGAGGAGGCUCAAUGUGCCCACAGGAGGAGUUCCCCAGCCCCCCUCUCCGUCACCGAGCUUAGGCCUCCAGUCCAUAGACGUGCACCGCCAUAUCGUCCUGUCCUUCUCCGAGGACAAGCCCCAGAUCCCUCCCCGCAUUCCCAUCCCGCCUCGCCCCGUCAAACGAGGGGACUACACCCGCUGGUCCGGUGACCUCUCCCUGUCCCCGACUCCAGCUCCCGAGGAAGUCCAGGACCGGCCCCCUCAGAUCCCCCCGCGGAACCCCCUGUCCCAGCCAGGCUCGCGCACCCCCAGUCCCAUGGGGCUCCUGGUGGGCUCCCCCCAGCAGAGGACAAUGGUUUGCCCCAGCGCCCCUCCUCCGGCCACAUACGGAUCCUACCUUUCCACGUCCCCGGGGAAGAUCAUGCCCACUACGCACAGCUUUGCCUCGGACCCAAAAUACGCCGCGCUCAAGGUCAUCCAAGCACAAGCCCAGGGUAAGGACCUGGCCAAGGGGCCAUGCAUCCUGCCCAUUGUCCGUGAUGGCCGCAAAGUCAGCAACACGCACUACUACCUCCUGCCCGAGAGGCCGCCUUACCUGGACCGCUACGACCGCUUCUUCAGGGAAGCAGAAAACGUGCCGAUCGGUGGCGGCGGUGGUAUCUGUGAGGAGAGGCAGCAGGCCAACACGGCCAUGGUCAGGCCAAUGGUGGUGAACCAGCAGCAGCAGAGUAAGGGAGGAGAUGUCAAGGCCAACUUCUCCAACAACAACAGCAGUCUGGGCUGCCGGCCGGGCAUGAAGGCCUCUCUCAGCCUGCCUAGGGUCAGCUCUGAGGGGUCAGCCAGCAGGGCAGCAGGUGGAACCACAACAGACCAGGUCAAGAUGGUGCAGGAGGCGGUACAUGGCGUGACAGUAGAGGAGUGUCAGACAGCCCUCCAGAACCACAACUGGAACAUGCAGAAAGCUGUGCACUACCUCAAGGUUGAGCAGCUGUUCUGUCUUGGCCUGAAGACCAGGCUGGAGUGUCUCAAGAUGCUGGAGAUGUACAACUGGAACUUGGAAGUGGCCAGCACUCAGCUCCUGGACUCCUACAGCUCCGUCACACAAAGGCGGUGACCGAUGCUAGGAGCAACAGCAGAACUUGUUUUUAUUUGUCAUCUGUCUUUGAGGGGACGGAGUCUGCUCCCAUCCCUCUUUUAUGACUUGCCAGACGCAUCCCUUAAGAAGACGGGGAUUUGAGUGUGUUCCUGGAGUACAUUUGACUGUGUGAUGGGCCAUGGCUGCAGUCUUGCCUACUGUACACUGAGACCUGGAUAGGUGGAGGCUGCUGAAGGGGAGGACGGCUCAUAAUAAUGGCUGGAAUGGACUCAGUGGAAUGAUAUCAAACACAUCAACGACGUGGUUUCCAUGUGUUUGAUACCAUUCCAUUGACUCCAUUCCAGCCAUUAUUAGGAGCCGUCCUCCCCUUCAGCAGCCUACACUGAGGACCAGGGGGCUAGCCUCCACACUGAGGACCAGGGGGCUAGCCUCCACACUGAGGACCAGGGGGCUAGCCUCCACACUGAGGACCAGGGGGCUAGCCUCCACACUGAGGACCAGGGGCUAGCCUCCACACUGAGGACCAGGGGGCUAGCCUCCACACUGAGGACCAGGGGGCUAGCCUCCACACUGAGGACCUGGGGCUAGCCUCCACACUGAGGACCAGGAGGCUAGCCUCCACACUGAGGACCAGGGGGCUAGCCUCCACACUGAGGACCAGGGGGCUAGCCUCCACACUGAGGACCAGGGGGCUAGCCUCCACACUGAGGACCAGGGGGCUAGCCUCCACACUGAGGACCAGGGGGCUAGCCUCCACACUGAGGACCAGGGGCUAGCCUCCACACUGAGGACCAGGGGGCUAGCCUCCACACUGAGGACCUGGAGGCUAGCCUCCACACUGAGGACCAGGAGGCUAGCCUCCACACUGAGGACCAGGAGGCUAGCCUCCACACUGAGGACCAGGAGGCCAGCCUCCACACUGAGGACCAGGAGGCCAGCCUCCACACUGAGGACCAGGAGGCUAGCCUCCACACUGAGGACCUGGAGGCCAGCCUCCACACUGAGGACCAGGGGGCCAGCCUCCACACUGAGGACCAGGGGGCUAGCCUCCACACUGAGGACCAGGGGGCUAGCCUCCACACUGAGGACCUGGAGGCUAGCCCGUACUACCACCAAAUAGGAGUGGAAGUCGACUUAGAAUACAGGUAGUGGAACCAUACUCUUAAAGGGACCAUGGUGUCUGCUGGUUUCUACCCUAUACGUCCUCUUUUCCAUUGCUGGUCUCCCCGAUUCAGUUAUAUCACUGCCACAAUACACCUUUGACCAACUAGGCUGACCUCUUUUGUGUUAUUACUGACAUAUGAAUCAGGGGAGCACUCCCCUACUGUAUGUGAGCUUUGCUAAGCUCCUCGGUUUGAAUAGGGGCUUGUUUUAGGGAGGUCAGCAUUUUUCUGCUGCGCCGCCCGCCCUCCCAGGCUAUACUGUGUUUUAGCAGAGGACAAAGCCCACCUGGAAGGAACACAAGAGAGAAAGAGGAGAGAAAGAAGCUAAAUGCAGCUGGUCUACUUUUAAGUCGACUCCUUUUUUCUAUUCUAUUCUAGAGAUUUCUACAUGAUUUCUAUAAAGAUUUUUUUUAUGCACACAAACGGUUACAUACAUGAAUAGUUCAGUUUAUAUAUUUGCAGCGAAUAUGUGCUAGAAGUUAGUAUUUUUAGUUUUUAGUGCUCCGUUUUUAAUAUAUUUGGGGUUUUGAACCGGUUGUUUGAAAAGGGGGACAUAUUGAAAACAUUACAUUCUUGAGAUUUCAAAAAAAAAUAUAUAUUUUGUCAGUUAUUAAAGCCAUGUAUGUUGUGCUUUCCCUGAAUCGAGUUCACUUAUGGUUGUCAGUGACAUCAAUCUGAUCCACUCCUGGUGGCCAUGUACAACUUCUGGUGUGUUAUAUGACACCUGACUUUUCAUAGUGCUCUCACACUAUCUACUCUAAGCACCUGCCCACACAAAACAACUGUUGAAAAUCGACCCACUGGCUUGCCUAUUUUACCAUGUGUUCAAAGCGCAUUGAUACUUCUAGUAUUAAGAACAUUGCCAGCACUCUAGGACAAAAAUCCCCCCCCCCCCUCAUCUAUUAGGGACUAAAACCCUCGGUCAACACCCAUAGGUUACGCACAAUUUUGACCGGAAAGACUAGAUAACACUGGCUCUAGUUGAUUACACACCACGUCAAGCACACGUGUUGUAAGAUACAACACGUCACCAUACUGGACAUUAAUAAUAAAUAAAGUGUAUAACCUAGAGCAAACUGUAUAGUGAUAUGUGAUAGUUUUCGAUGUAUUUUCUGUACUCUUAUCCUGAUGCACGCUGUCUGCUGGUUUUCCGUGUGUUAUGAUUCAAAUUACGUUUUUUGGUGAACUGCACAUUAAUAUACUGUACACUGAACAAAAAUAUAAAAUGCAACAUGUAAAGUGUUGGUAACAUGAGCUGAAAUAAAACAUCACACAAAUGUUCCAUA